GAGAGCGGCGGGAGGGUGGUACAAUGCUCCCGGGAUGGGGAUUUUGUAGCAUAGUAUAGCAGUGCUCUUUGGUUAGACGUGAGGGGCCUGUCUCUGUCUGAGCUGAUACUGAAAACUCCCAUUACUCUCCACAGGGAGAGGGCUUCCUGCUGAACGGUUCCAGCGUUCUCUGCUCAUUCUUCUGGCCUCUUCCUGUGCUGGAUCCUCCCGUUGGUUAAAGCCUCACCGGUUAUAACGCGAAUUGCUAGCGGAACUCAGCAGGUCUGGCAACACCUUGGGGGAGAAAGCAGAGUUAACGUUUCGAGCCCGGUGACUCUUCAUCAGAACCAACUGCUUCUUCGUGGAUGGAGUGAAGCUGCGUCCAGCCUUCCUCCCGUAAUGUGCCCUUUACGGGUACUGCGCAUAGACUCAAAGGAUAAAGAAUUGCUGAACCUAAGGACCAGUGUCGUUAAACUUUGGCACGUCCACCAUUUCUGAAACAGCAAUGGCAAGCAUUACGCAAUUAUUUGGAGACCUCUGUGAAGCCCAGAUGACAGGCUUGUCAUGGAAAUGUUACUUGGGCAAAAGAAGACUCAACCGAAGACAAUUCAAAGAAAAAUUAAAAAGGGUUGUUUACAAUACGCUAUUUAUAAACCUUUUCCGAGAUGAAGCAACUCCAAAAUAUCAGUCUGAUAUCAGCAAACUGCCUGUGAAAAACAAAAUCUUGAUGCUGUCCUUCAAUUUGAGGGUGGCAGGCUUGGGCAUAGAAGCUGAUCGCUUGGAAGAACUUACAGAUCAAUUAGAAAAAUCAGUAUGCAUGUCACAGUCUGAUCUGAAUUCUGUCCUGGAACUUCUGAUUGAGCUUGCAGGAACUGGACCAUAUCAACUUCAGCCACAGAAAAGGGAUUAUUUCUUGAACAAUAAAAAUGUUGGGAGAAAUGUAAAACUUCAGGGCUAUGAUCACUACGAUGUGAGCCUAUUUGAAUUGGGGCUGUUGUCCUUCAAUUCCAAUGAGGACUUUCAAUUUCACGACAAUGUGCAACGUACUCUUCAGUUAAUGGAUGCAAAACCAGGCACUGGAUUACCUGGCAUUGGAUUAUUCUCCCAUAAUUACUUAGCUGGAGACAAGUACGAAAAAGAAACACGAGUGUCGCUUUUUGGUGCACUUGUACGUAGUCGUACUUGUGAAAUGGAAAUUAAGUUGGAUUUGCCUGCAGUGCCAGAUAACAUAGAUAUCACUGGACUUAAAAUUCGGGUUCCUCAAAGCAUUGACCAGUCAGAAGAUGAAGGAUUUCAGUCAGCAUCCAACCUUACUCCAGAUUCCCAGUCAGAACCCAGUACAUCACCUGACAUUGAUAUAUGGAGUGCAGUGCUGACUUAUGAACCCAGCAAAUAUAGAUGUUGGGAACUAAUUGGCUGUCCUCCAGGUAAAAAAGAGGAGCCCUAUCUUACUGAAGCAGGUCGAGAAGCUUUUGACAGGUUCUACCAAUUACGCGAAAGUGAGCUACAGCUUAUUGGUGGUACGCUGCUGCAGCCAACGCCAGCUAUACUUCAGAAAGAAACUGAGUUAGUUAAAGAUGUGCUGAAUGUCCUCAUUGGUGUAGCGUCAAUGACUUUUUCUUUGAAUCAGUCUCUCCAGGCGUUUGUAGUUAAACAAGGCGUGUAUGUCUCUGGAACAUCCCCUGAGAGUAUGUAUAACCUCCUCUCUGAAUUGGCUGAAAAUGGAACAUACUACACCCGGCUCAGUCACUUCUCGCUUCAGCCAAUCCUUGACUCCACGUACAAUAAAGGCCUUGUUUUUCAGGCUUUUACAAGUGGAUUGAGGAAGUAUCUACAAUAUUAUAGAGCAUGUGUGUUAUCAACACCUCCAUCAUUGAGCCUUCUACCUAUCGUCUUUCUGUUCAGGAAACUGGGGCGCCAGCUAAGGUUAGUGUAA
Molecule: messenger RNA, 1915 nt
Organism: Rhincodon typus (whale shark)
Lineage: Eukaryota; Metazoa; Chordata; Chondrichthyes; Orectolobiformes; Rhincodontidae
Product: gamma-tubulin complex component 6-like
Exons: 6
Coding region: 485-1915 (476 amino acids)
Biological process (GO): spindle assembly; microtubule nucleation; mitotic cell cycle
Cellular component (GO): gamma-tubulin complex; centrosome; equatorial microtubule organizing center
Molecular function (GO): gamma-tubulin binding; microtubule minus-end binding
Source: RefSeq, a predicted model, not a curated record